Molecule: messenger RNA, 931 nt
Organism: Hymenoscyphus albidus
Lineage: Eukaryota; Fungi; Ascomycota; Leotiomycetes; Helotiales; Helotiaceae
Source: the annotation of a GenBank genome assembly
CUUAGCUCUCAAGAUGCGUUAACUAAUUUUGUGUGUUUAAUGAUGACUUCAUGGUGCUCUUUGCAACUCAUCAACUUUUUACUGUAAAGGUUGAGACUCUCGGUUAACUCAUUGGGAUUAGUCAAAAAGGGAUUUGUUUUCCCAUACUUCCCUAGCCUUGCCAGGCCGGAAAUAUAUAAAACAGUUUCUUCGUCAGUUCUUCUGAUAUACAAAUUACUAAAGGCGGAACUAUCUCGUGAUAUCUAAUAACCAGAGACUAGAACGUCAACAUGGCAUCUCAAGUAGGAGCUUCUUUUUCCCUGACUAAGACCGAAGCAUUGGCUCACCAGUUUCAUCAUAGCUAAGCUCAGAAUCAACACCAGUUUAUACCCUUGCAGAAGGAAACCCAAUCGGAGAUCCAACAACUGCUCUUCAAAUUAGUCGACCUGGUGGUGGCGGACUACUGCUUCUACAAGACACACAACUUAUUGAGACCCUCGCCCACUUUGCUAGAGAACGUAUUCCGGAGCGAGUGGUCCAUGCAAAAGCUGCGGGUGCUUUUGGGACGUUCACUGUCACACAUGAUAUCUCCCAAAUCACUUCAGCAAAGUUCUUGAAUGGGGUGGGGAAAAAGACCGACGUCCUGGUAAGAAUUUCCACAGUGGGACCAGAGAGGGGAAGUGCAGACACAGCAAGAGACCCACGGGGUUGGGGUUUCAAGUUUUACACAGAGGAGGGCAAUCAAGAUUGGGUUUUUAAUAACACUGUAAGCUUUGCAUUCUCUUCUAUAAUUUGCCGAGCAAAUUUAACCAGUAUUCCUUAGCCUAUCUUCUUCAUAAGGGAUCCCAUCAAGUUUCCUAGCUUAGAUAGAUCUCAUAAAAGACACCCGCAAACAAACCUAAAUGGCAAGCCGACUCAUUUGUUUUGUCAACACCGCCGCAAGGAUUGGUAA